Molecule: messenger RNA, 549 nt
Organism: Cryptococcus wingfieldii CBS 7118
Lineage: Eukaryota; Fungi; Basidiomycota; Tremellomycetes; Tremellales; Cryptococcaceae
Exons: 3
Coding region: 1-549 (182 amino acids)
Source: RefSeq, a predicted model, not a curated record
AUGCCUUCCUCAUCGCCGCAUCCAAAGUCCCUUGCCGUUUAUUGGUGCUCCAGCGAUGUGUACCAAACCAGUUUGGUCGACGCUCAAAAGUUCUGUGUCGCCAAGAAGAUAGACUUCGACGACCAAUUCAAGAAGGUCCCAUUGGAUUUGUUUCUAACCGAGAGCGAAGGAAGCAUACAAGCACUCAAGCUCUGGGCUCAUAGGGUCCAAGACGUUUGUGAGAAGUACGCGUAUAGGCGCAACAUUCUACCUAUCGCACUCUUGUUCCUCGCUGAGUCUUACCUGGAUGUCUCCAUCGUACUCUGUCAGGAAAUCCUCUCCUAUCACGGGGAGCAUGGUAAGUUGUCCCCUGAGCUGUACACUCUACUCGACUCUGUAUCAUCGGAGGGCCUUGUUAUCUUGGAUCAUCUCUCUCGGCUGGAAGUCGCUCGUCUCAAGCCCCGGGGGAACUUCGAUAUUCUGGACAAAAAGGUGAAUCUAGCUGCCGAUGCCUUUCGCCGUAUGGAAGAGAGGCUAGUGAGCUUGAUCCUUCAGCACAGGGUGAGUUGA